Molecule: messenger RNA, 1155 nt
Organism: Tripterygium wilfordii
Lineage: Eukaryota; Viridiplantae; Streptophyta; Magnoliopsida; Celastrales; Celastraceae
Product: eukaryotic initiation factor 4A-8-like
Exons: 5
Coding region: 311-1012 (233 amino acids)
Molecular function (GO): ATP binding; RNA helicase activity; RNA binding
Source: RefSeq, a predicted model, not a curated record
GCCAACCUAAAUACCUAAUACCCACAACUCGAGUACGACCUCUGUCCUCUGCCUCUGCCUCUCGUCGUUCACCUUACCUUUCCAACUUCCGAGUUUCGACUUUCGACCAGGAACGCGACCUCUGCCUCUCAUCUCUGCCUCGCUCGGUCGCUACACGCCUGCAACUUCUCAAACGGGACGCUCACGAUCUAUACCUAGCUCCAGCCUCCACGACACGAGUCUAUCAUCUCUGCCUAGUCUUUGUCUCUCUGAUCUCUCAUCUUGAUCUCUCAUCUUGUCGUGCCUCACUGCCUCCAAAUUGGUAACGGUCAUGGCAGGAUUGGCAAAGGAUGGAUCACAAUUUGAUAGCAGAAUGAAGGAACCUCUCGCAUGUGAUGGACAAGAUUUCAUCACCUCUAAUGAUGUGGUCAAAUCUAAUAAUGUGAACUAUUUUGACAUCAUGGAGCUUUUAAGGGACACCUUGGGUGAUAGGGUUCAUGAGCUAGCUUCUAAAUCCCAGCAAAGAGAAAUUGCUUCAUUCUGCGACAGUCUUUAUGAUAUUCAGCGGGGCCAGUCUGGAACCGAGAAAACUGCAACUUUAUGCUUGGGCAUUUUGCGGAUUCUUGAUUAUGGUUUGGUUCAAUGCCAAGUCUUGGUUUUGGCACACACCAGAGAAGUCGCACGACAGAUUGAAGAAGUAAUGCGGGAAGAAAAAUAUUUUCCCGUUGUUAAGGUUCGUGCUUGCGUUGGUGGUACAAGUGUUAGGAAGGAUCAAUGCAUUCUUCAAGCCGGUGUCCAUGUUGUUGUUGGUACUCCUGGUCGUGUGUUAGACAUGAUGCGUAGGAAGUACCUUCGCCCUGAUUAUAUCAAAAUGUUUUUGUUGGAUGAGGCUAGUGAAAGGCUUUUAACAACAGGUUACGAGGAUCAGGUUGUCGACAUUUACAGGAUGCUACCGUCAGAUAUUUCGGUUGGUUUGUUCUCUGCAAGAAUGACACCCGAGGCUCAUUUGUUUGUUGAUGAUCAUCUCCAGUGAAGAGCUCAUUUGAAGGCAUUUCUUAUCAAAUGCUGUUGGUUUUUUUCCUCUCCUCCUUAAAGCAUGGUGUUUUUGUUUUCUGGUUUAGAGACUCUGAACGAAUAAAGAUUUUAUUUAUUUUGUGAUUUGUGUGACUUGAUUGA